CGCACACACGGGACAAGGAAGGGAUCACGGGAGAGCUGGCCUGUUACACUUGCUCGUUGCUACCCACCUGCCGUUUGCCCGUGCUCUCAAGUCUCAACAUACCACCUCUUGCACCUAGGUAGUUAUGGACUCUGCGGCGGCACCUCUUCUUCCUCCUCCCCGGGCCAUGAAGCCCACGGCGGUCCUCCUGCCAUUGCUGCUGCUCGCCGCCUCGCUCGCUCCACAUGCUUCCUCUGCUGACGGGGUGCGCUACGACUACAAAGCCUACACUGAAUGCAAAGGCCACCCUGAGCCUGCACUGUACAACGGCGGCAUCCUCCGGUGGGCCAAGAAAAUCAAGGACUUCAGGACGGCCGACGAAGGCAACUACUCGCCGUCCUUCGUGCUCUACAACAUGUCCGCCGGCAUGGCCUACAGCUUCUCAUGCUGGGUGAAAUUCAAUGGGCCAGGAACUAUCCACGUGAAGGCCAAGAUCAUGUCACUGGACAACGCUGGAUCACAGUGCCUGGGCACGGCUCUGGUGCGGAACGACUGCUGGUCCUUCCUCAAGGGCGGCUUCACCCUCAACUCGCCGUCACAGACGUCUGUCCUCUAUUUCCAGGCAGCAACCGCGAAUGCGUCCAUGGUCUCGAUCAGAAGCGCCUCGCUGCAGCCGUUCUCGCCCGAGCAAUGGAGCCAGCACCGGGAGGACCGCAUCCAGCUGAUCCGGAAACGCUUCGUGAACGUGCACGUGUCGGACAGCAGCGGCGCCCGCGUCGUCGGCGCCAAGGUCGCCGUGCACCAGAUGAGCAGGGACUUCCCCUUCGGCUCCGCCAUCAGCAAGACCAUACUCGGCAACAAGCCAUAUCAGGACUGGUUCAAGAAGAGGUUCAACGCGGCGGUGUUCGAGAACGAGCUCAAGUGGUACGCUACGGAGCCGGCGCCGGGGAAGGAGGACUACGCGCUCGCCGACCAGCUGCUGCAGUUCGUGCAGUCCAGCGACGCGGUGGCGCGGGGGCACAACAUCUUCUGGGAGGACCCCAAGUACACCCCAUGGUGGGUCAAGAACCUCACCUCCGCCGACCAGCUCCGCGCCGCCGUGGCCGGCCGCAUCGAGAGCCUCCUCUCCCGCUACAAGGGCGACUUCGUGCACUGGGACGUGAGCAACGAGAUGCUCCACUUCGACUUCUACGAGUCCCGCCUCGGCCGCAACGCCACCACCGACUUCUUCCGCACCGCCAAGCGCGCCGACCCGCUCGCCACCCUCUUCCUCAACGACUUCAACGUCGUCGAGGUCUGCGACGACCUCAGCUCCAGCGCCGACUCCUACGUCUCCCGCCUCCGCCAGCUCGCCGACGCCGGCGUCACCUUCGAGGGCAUCGGCCUCGAGGCGCACUUCGCGAAGCCAAACAUCCCCUACGUCCGCGCCGUGCUCGACAAGCUCGGCACCCUCCGCCUCCCCAUCUGGCUCACCGAGGUCGACAUCAGCAACGCCCUCGACCCCAAGACGCAGGCGGCGUACCUGGAGGAGGUGCUGCGGGAGGGGUUCGCGCACCCGUCCGUGGACGGGAUCAUGCUUUGGACCGCCAUGGACGCCAGCGCCGCCUGCUACCAGAUGUGCCUCACCGACGGCAACUUCACCAACCUGCCCGCCGGGGACGUGGUCGAUCGGCUGCUCGGGGAGUGGCAGACCAGGGAGGUGCUCGGCGCCACCAACGACCGCGGCUCGUUCAACUUCAGCGCCUUCCUCGGGGAGUACAAGCUGUCCGUCACCUACCUCAACUCCUCCGCCGAGGGCACCUUCUCGCUCGCCCGCAGCGACGACACCAAGCACAUCACCAUCCGUCUCCAGCCAUGAUCCAUAUCAUGCAUGUAUACGUACUGAUCGAGCUUUUGUAUUUACUAGAACUUGAGAUGGAUUUGUAGCAGGUCAGAUGCCACGCAUAUUUAUUCAAUUGUGUUGACAUAUAAAUACACAGCCCAUCUUUCUCCA
Messenger RNA from Triticum urartu, 1972 nucleotides. Its product is annotated as endo-1,4-beta-xylanase 5-like. The record is from RefSeq and is a predicted model, not a curated record. Gene Ontology annotation, biological process: carbohydrate metabolic process. Gene Ontology annotation, molecular function: hydrolase activity, hydrolyzing O-glycosyl compounds. Lineage: Eukaryota; Viridiplantae; Streptophyta; Magnoliopsida; Poales; Poaceae.